AUGGGUGGCCUCAACCUAGAAGUGUUCAAGUUCGGCAUGUAUGUCAUGUUCCCCAUCGGCAUCAUGUACUACUUCGGCACCAACCUCGACAACCGGUUCUCCGUCCACGACUUUUGGCCGCGGCCCGAGGAGUGCAACAAGGUGCCGCGCGACCGCGAGGAGGUCAAGGCCGAGUACGAGCGCAUCGUCGCGCGCCAGCGCUUCCGCCAGGCGCAGAUGCUCGAGGAGGAGCGGCAGCGGGCGAGGCUGCAGCCUGCGCCGCCGAGCAGCGGCAACGAGUCGUGA
This is a messenger RNA of Purpureocillium lilacinum, 285 nucleotides long. RefSeq lists its product as uncharacterized. NCBI's taxonomy places the organism in Eukaryota, Fungi, Ascomycota, Sordariomycetes, Hypocreales, Ophiocordycipitaceae. Gene Ontology annotation, biological process: mitochondrial respiratory chain complex IV assembly. Gene Ontology annotation, cellular component: mitochondrion; mitochondrial inner membrane. The record is from RefSeq and is a predicted model, not a curated record.